GGACGGACGGGACCCCCCCUCCCUCGGCGCUCUGGCCCCGGACUCUCCCGGCCCCGUCCCCCGCACCUCCUCUUCCACGGAGACCCCGCCGCAGCCUGCGCCGGGGCGGCCCGGCCCAGGGCUGAGCUCUGCCAAUGACGUUGUGAGUGUUGGAGAGUCACUGUAGCCUUUGGGGGGCCCUUUUCCUGGGGUGGCCACCUGCCUGCCCACAGCAUGGCGUCUGACACGCCUGAGUCUCUGAUGUCCCUCUGCACUGACUUCUGCCUGCGCAACCUGGACAGCACCCUGGGCUACCUGCUGGACAAGGAGACUCUGCGGCUACAUCCUGACAUCUUCUUGCCCAGCGAGAUCUGUGACCGGCUGGUCAAUGAGUAUGUGGAGCUGGUGAAUGCUGCUUGCACCUUUGAGCCCCACGAGAGCUUCUUCAGCCUCUUCUCAGACCCCCGCAGCACUCGCCUCACCCGCAUCCACCUGAGGGAGGACUUGGUGCAGGACCAGGACCUGGAGGCUAUUCGCAAGCAGGACUUGGUGGAGCUGUACCUGACCAACUGCGAGAAGCUGUCCGCCAAGAGCCUGCAGACACUGCGCAGCUUCAGCCACACGCUGGUGUCCUUGAGCCUCUUCGGCUGUGCCAACAUCUUUUAUGAAGAGGAGAACCCGGGGGGCUGUGAGGACGAGUGCCUCGUCAACCCUACCUGCCAGGUGCUGGUGAAGGACUUCACCUUUGAGGGCUUCAGCCGCCUCCGCUUCCUCAACCUAGGCCGCAUGAUUGAUGGCGUCCCUGUGGAGUCGCUGCUGCGGCCACUGCGCUCUCUGGCCGCCCUGGACCUGUCAGGCAUUCAGACAAGCGACGCCGCUUUCCUCACACAGUGGAAGGACAGCCUGGUGUCCCUUGUGCUCUACAACAUGGACCUUUCUGAUGACCAUAUUCGUGUCAUCAUCCAGCUACACAAGCUACGACACCUGGACAUCUCCCGAGACCGCCUCUCCAGCUACUACAAGUUCAAGCUGACCCGGAAGGUGCUGAGCCUCUUCGUGCAGAAGCUGGGGAGCCUCAUGUCCCUGGACAUUUCCGGCCACAUGAUCCUGGAGAACUGUAGCAUCAACAAGAUGGACGAGGAGGCGGGGCAGACCAGCAUUGAGCCUUCUAAGAGCAGCAUCAUGCCUUUCCGGGCCCUGAAGAGGCCCCUGCAGUUCCUCGGACUCUUCGAGACCUCCCUGUGCCGCCUCACGCACAUUCCAGCCUACAAAGUGAGUGGUGACAAAAAUGAGGAGCAGGUGCUGAACGCCAUCGAGGCCUACACUGAGCACCGGCCUGAGAUCACAUCCCGAGCCAUCAACCUGCUGUUUGACAUUGCACGCAUUGAACGCUGCAGCCAGCUCCUGCGGGCCCUGAAGCUGGUCAUCACGGCCCUCAAGUGCCACAAGUACGACAAGAACAUCCAAGUGACAGGCAGCGCUGCCCUCUUCUACCUGACCAACGCCGAGUACCGCUCAGAGCAGAGUGUGCGGCUGCGCCGGCAGGUCAUCCAGGUGGUGCUGAAUGGCAUGGAAUCCUACCAGGAGGUGACGGUGCAGCGGAACUGCUGCCUGACACUGUGCAACUUCAGCAUCCCCGAGGAGCUGGAGUUCCAGUACCGCCGUGUCAACGAGCUCCUGCUCAGCAUCCUCAACCCCACCCGGCAAGAUGAGUCCAUCCAGCGCAUUGCCGUGCACCUGUGCAACGCCCUGGUGUGCCAGGUGGACAAUGACCACAAGGAAGCCGUGGGCAAGAUGGGCUUCGUUGUGACCAUGCUGAAGCUGAUUCAGAAGAAGCUGCUGGACAAGACGUGUGACCAGGUCAUGGAGUUCUCCUGGAGCGCCCUGUGGAACGUCACCGAUGAGACGCCAGACAACUGUGAGAUGUUCCUCAACUUCAACGGCAUGAAGCUCUUCCUGGACUGCCUGAAGGAAUUCCCAGAGAAGCAGGAGCUCCAUCGGAACAUGCUGGGGCUCCUGGGGAACGUGGCAGAGGUGAAGGCGCUGCGACCUCAGCUGAUGACUUCUCAGUUCAUCAGCGUCUUUAGCCACCUGCUGGAGAGCAAGGCCGAUGGUAUCGAGGUGUCCUACAAUGCCUGUGGAGUCCUCUCCCACAUCAUGUUUGAUGGGCCCGAGGCCUGGGGUGUCUGUGAGCCCCAGAGGGAGGAGGUGGAAGAGCGCAUGUGGGCAGCCAUCCAGAGCUGGGACACCAACUCCCGCAGGAACAUUAACUACAGGUCAUUUGAGCCAAUUCUCCGCCUCCUUCCCCAGGGCAUCUCUGCUGUCAGCCAGCACUGGGCCACCUGGGCCCUGUAUAACCUCGUAUCUGUCUACCCUGACAAGUACUGCCCCCUGCUGAUCAAAGAAGGUGGGGUGCCUCUUCUGAGAGACAUGAUCAAGAUGGCGACCGCCCGACAGGAAACCAAGGAGAUGGCUCGCAAGGUGACUGAGCAGUGCAGUAACUUUAGAGAGGAGAACAUGGACACGUCCAGAUAGAGGCCUUCGCCAUGGCUACCACUGUUCGGACCACAGGCCGAGAAGAAGCACUUGUGUGGCCCAGUGGGCAGGCGCCUUCCAGAGCCUCCCAUGGGACAAGGAGACAGAGGGGACUUUUGCACAAGCAACGCUUUUCCUUAACAUUAGUGAGAUAUAUAUAUUAUAUAUAUAUAUAUUAUUUUUGUUGUUAGGCAGUGUGAAGUUUUGUGUGUAUGAUUUCUGUACAAAAGCAACCUCCUGAGCCCCACAGCUUCGUUGGCCAUUCUCCAGGCAGCCCUGGCCUUCACCACUGCCAUCCCUCCCAGCGCCCCUUUCACACCGCCAUUCUCCACCCGGCCCGGCCUUCACCUCUGCCGCCCACUCCAGCCACACUAAACGCCUCUGGAUGUCUGGUCCCUCCCAGUGAGCGCAGACCCUGGCCACCCUUCCCAGGGCCUCGCCAGCACUUGUGCCACCUGCCCACACCUGAGGUACUCAUCUGGGCUCCUGGGGGCGACUGAUAGGAUUUGGGGAUUCAAACGAACCCCUGCUGGGUCUCCCAGAAGCCUCGGUGCUCUGGGCUAUGGGCCACCUAAGGCAGGAGAGCAACCUGGAGGCCCCGGGCGGAGUGGCCUGCUGCUCUCUGGCCAGGCCUGCCUGCGGCCAUGCUGCUAUAGAGGCUGUCUCCCAGCCUCCCUCAGGCCCUAGGCUGUUGAAGGCCCAGCCCAGGGGUGGUCAGAAGUCAGGGGCAGAUUCAGUUGCCCCUCUGCCAAACACCCAGGACCUGUCCCCAGCUCCGGAAGCCAGCACCUCCCAGGGCCUGGAGCUGCUUCCUCCGCCAACCCUCAGCUGCCCACAGCGUCCAAAGUGCUCAUCCUCUCCCACCAGCACAACUUCACCUGCCUCACCAGCCCGGGUGCACCCCGCUGCCCAGAGGACCCCACAGCUCUUGAGGCAGCCACCUCCAGACCAGCACCUGGACAGCCCUCCCUGCCCCUUACCGUCCCCGUUGUCCCAGGAAGCCGCUGGGCCUCGGGCCUGUGCUGUACAGCGGACACUGGAGGAAGCUGUGUGUAGUGUCUGGAGCCCCUCCCUGCUGCUGCAGCUCCAUGUGGCCUCCCGCGCGGGACCCUGAUGAGGAGCCCCUGGCCGAGGCAGCCCCUGAUGGCCACCGUGGGGCUCUCUCCUCCCAUUUCCUUCCCUGGCCUGGUUUUGAAUUCUGUCACUCCUGCCUCCAGAACAGGCCAGAUUAGCAGGGCUCUGCGACACCAGGGGCCCUUCCUCCAGAAACCUCUCCCUUGGGCUGGGCAGGAAGCCUAGCCCUGUGCUCCCCAAGGGCAGACACCACCCCCCUUCCUGACCCAGGCCCUUCUGCCCAGCCAGACCCCGGCAGAGCUCACAUCGCUCACAUCGCAUUGCUUCACCGUCUGGGGCCCAGGGAAAUGUCUGUACUUUGGGAUGUCACAGAAAUACAUUUUUGUGCAAAGUGCA
Messenger RNA from Dipodomys ordii (Ord's kangaroo rat), 3984 nucleotides. RefSeq names its product zyg-11 related, cell cycle regulator (gene Zer1). The coding region runs from base 214 to 2514 and encodes 766 amino acids. The record is from RefSeq and is a predicted model, not a curated record. Gene Ontology annotation, molecular function: protein binding. The transcript has 16 exons. NCBI's taxonomy places the organism in Eukaryota, Metazoa, Chordata, Mammalia, Rodentia, Heteromyidae. Gene Ontology annotation, cellular component: Cul2-RING ubiquitin ligase complex.